Molecule: messenger RNA, 995 nt
Organism: Melitaea cinxia (Glanville fritillary)
Lineage: Eukaryota; Metazoa; Arthropoda; Insecta; Lepidoptera; Nymphalidae
Product: probable RNA methyltransferase CG11342
Exons: 1
Coding region: 218-937 (239 amino acids)
Biological process (GO): miRNA metabolic process; negative regulation of pre-miRNA processing
Cellular component (GO): cytoplasm
Molecular function (GO): RNA methyltransferase activity; O-methyltransferase activity
Source: RefSeq, a predicted model, not a curated record
GACGAAUUCUUCAAAGAUGACACGUUUGACGUUUACGUCGUUGUCAACUUUACAUUUCGUAAAAAAGACGUCUUAAUGAAUCAAUCAUCUUUGAUUUAUUAUACUUAUUUAUAAUCAUACGUUACACACCUGCCGUGUGAAACAAACUUGGAAACUUUCAUGUAAAUAUAUUUUUCAUACUUUUUGAAAACGGUAUUAAUAUAACAAAAAUAUUAAAAUGCCACUUAACAUAGAAGAUCUAUCAUUUAGUGGUGAUAAUCCUGGUGCAGCUAGAUUUGGCAAUUUUAUUAACUAUUACUCUUUUCACACCUCAAAAGAAAGAAUUAAAAAAUUACAUCCUAAAAUGUUUCCACCAACAGACAGUGAACAAAUACAUUGCUUAGACAUAGGCUGUAACAGUGGAGAACUAACAGAGGAAUUAUAUGUUUACUUGAAAAACAUUUAUCCUACUUCGGAAAUAAAAAUUUUAGCCAUUGACAUAGACCCCACUUUAAUAGAGAGAGCACAGGAAAGAAACACUAAUAGAAAUAUAUCGUUUGCUACAUCAGAUAUAACAACAGAAAUAGGUUGUAAAUUAAUAAAAGACUACAUACAAAACGAAAAUAAGGAUAAGUUUGACAUAGUAUUCUGUUUUUCGGUAACAAUGUGGAUACAUAUUAACAAUGGUGAUUUAGGUUUACAAAGCCUUUUAAAAUUUAUCAAGGUAAAUUCCAGAUGUGUCAUCAUAGAGCCACAACCAUGGAAAUGUUAUAAAAAUGCACAGAGACGAAUGAAAAGAUCUGGUAAAUGUUUUGAAUUAUUUAAUUCUUUACAAGUUAGAGAUGAUGUCGACAAAGUAAUUGAAGAUAUUUUAACUGAUGACACAUACGUAAAAGUUUAUGAAUCAUCUCCUUCCUCAUGGAAUAGAAUAAUACAAAGUUACUUCAUAAAAGAAUGAUCACAGUUUACCUUCGUUAUGUACAAUUUUUCACUUAAAAUAAAAAUAAUAAUGUUUG